CGGGCGGUCACAAGUCAACAACUUGAAUUAUAACCCCUAAAAUAAUCAGAAUGCCUCUCGACUAUCGUAGAUUUAACGGCCCAGAAGACAGUGUAUCCUAUAAACGUUUCACAAAAGACUAUUUCAAAACCUACGACGAGCUGCACAAAGAUUUAUUAAACGACAAAGGGUCACGGAAAGAUGGGCGCGCUCUAUCCGAAGCCCGAAGCAUGUUUGCGAGGACAGACAUGGUAUCACAAGCAAAGGGGUCGGCAUAUGUAGAAUUGAAGAAAACUAAAGUUGUAUGUUCUGUUUUUGAUCCCAGAGAAAUACCCCACCAGAACGAGUUCAGCCAACUGGGUCAAUUGUACUGUGAAGUCAAGUUUGCUCCAUUCUCGUGUCCCCGCGAACGCCGGCCGCACGCGCCGGACACUGAAGAGAAGGCAUUGUCUGUAGCGCUGAGACAGGCGCUGGAGCCAGCGGUCUGCAGGCAUUUGUUUCCUAAUUACCAGAUUGAUGUCUUUGUCUACAUUUUGGAACACGACGGAGCCUGCCUAGCAGCAGCCAUCAAUGCGGCAGGCCUAGCAUUAGGAGACGCUGCAGUCCCCAUGUACGAUAUAAUCACUGCUUGCUCCUUAGCUGUCAUCGGAGACAAGACAUUUAUAGAUCCCACCGAGGCUGAAGAGCAUGUAGCCGUAAUGAGCCCAGGAUACAACACUAACCAUGGAACGGUCACCAUGUCUAUGUUAUCAGGGUUAAAACAGAUAUCGGACUUCAGAUUGACGGGCUCAAUGGAUGUUGAAUUUACAACAAACGCUAUGGAGAUUUUAGAAAAAGAGUGCGAUAGAAUUGUUCCAAAUAUACAGAAGGUUCUUGUUGUAAAUGUUGUGAACCGUUUGAAACAACAGGCAGUUUUAAAAGAGGAAGCUAAGAAGAGGGAAGAAUCGUUGAAUGUGAAGAUGGAGGAGUGGAAAUCAUUAUUAAAUGCUGGAUGAAGUUUAUAUUAAACUCUGAAAUAUUUGGAAGAACUUCAUAUUGAGAAGCAAGAUGCCAACAACCCGGACGGGCUGUGCUUUGAUCCCAGAACUAUGAUAGCCAUUGGGCCAUCGUUGCGAAUUUUGAAUGUAUCAGAGAACAAGCUGACAGAUGUUGCAUGGGCUAAACCACUCCGUCGAUUGGAAGUGCUGAUAGCCAAGAAGAAUAACCUAAAUGAUUUUUCCGAUGUCGCAGAUGGCCUUUGCACAUUGAUAUCACUAGUGGAUGUGAAUUUCUUAGGCAACCCAAUGACCAAAAAACAUCGAUAUAAGGAAACAAUCAUAGCAAGAUGUUCGCAAUUGCGAGUCUUAGAUACAGUGGUCUUGCACACUGCAUCCAAAACUUUCCUCCGAAGUUUUGAUAAAGCCCUGCGACUACGCCAAAUGCACGAAAAUAAUAAAAUCAGCAUGACACAACGAGGCGUAGAUGAAUUCCUCGAACUUAAUAUGUUGCCGGGGCCACGAGCUCAUAGCGCCAUCACUAUUGCCGAGACGGAGAAGAACCGAAAAUCGAAUGUGACCGUAGUCGACGCUACCAGCAACUUAAUGCCACGCAAUUUUUGGAAUAGAACAUUACCAUCUCCCAACGAAACUAUAGCUCCUCCGAGUGAAGCACAGAAAGGAAAAGAAGCUUUUACUGACUCCUAUGAGCAACCACUUAAGGGAAUCUUGAAGAAACCCAUGCCUAUGAAAUAUAUUUAAUAAUUUAU
Molecule: messenger RNA, 1723 nt
Organism: Cydia amplana
Lineage: Eukaryota; Metazoa; Arthropoda; Insecta; Lepidoptera; Tortricidae
Exons: 9
Biological process (GO): poly(A)-dependent snoRNA 3'-end processing; nuclear mRNA surveillance; U4 snRNA 3'-end processing
Cellular component (GO): nuclear exosome (RNase complex); cytoplasmic exosome (RNase complex); nucleolus
Source: RefSeq, a predicted model, not a curated record